Phycomyces blakesleeanus NRRL 1555(-) is the source of this 1002-nucleotide messenger RNA. RefSeq lists its product as hypothetical. Gene Ontology annotation, molecular function: antiporter activity. The transcript has 6 exons. The record is from RefSeq and is a predicted model, not a curated record. Bases 1 to 1002 code for a protein of 333 amino acids. NCBI's taxonomy places the organism in Eukaryota, Fungi, Mucoromycota, Mucoromycetes, Mucorales, Phycomycetaceae. Gene Ontology annotation, cellular component: Golgi apparatus.
AUGGGCCGCAGGGAUGAGGACAGCAAGGCUUUCCUUCCCGGUCCUGCCACACAGCGCAAAAACGACAAGAAUCACCCAGUGUCUUUGAUCAUCGCCGUAGUAUCUUUUUACUUUGUGAUUUCGCUCUCGGUUGUCUUCCUCAAUAAGAUCAUCAUGACCGGUUCAGACUUUCCUUACGCACUCUUUGUCACAUGGUACCAGCUGGUAGUUGCCCUGGUUUUGCUUCUCAUUUGGGCUCAUCUCGGUAAAAGCCACAAGGCCUUUAGCAUCAUUCCUCCUUAUGAAUUCGAUCUCGGUAUUGCCAAAAAAGUGGCUCCCCUGACCUUUGUUUACGUUAUGAUGCUUGCCCUUAACAAUCUCUGUCUCCGAUACGUUGAGGUUACCUUUUAUCAGGUUGCACGUUCAUUGUCGAUCAAUUUUACCAUUAUCUUUACCUAUCUUAUUUUGCGUAAAGCAACCUCUUUCCCUGCCUUAGUGGCUUGUGGUAUCGUAUUCAUGGGAUUUGCCAUUGGCUCAUAUGGAGAGAUUAACUUCUCGUGGGCUGGUAUCUUUUACGGUGUUGGAUCCUCAGCCUUUGUGGCACUCUAUGGAAUUUAUGUCCAAAAGACAUUGGCCGCUGUAGACAACAACCAAUGGAAAUUGCUUCAUUACAAUACAACCCUCGCCAUCCUCUUCCUUUUCCCUCUCGUUUUAUUCUCGGGUGAAUUGGCGGAGAUCUUGAGUAGCUCGGAGGCGAUCUACAGCACCAAUUUCUGGAUUCUUAUGACAAUUACAGGCGUUACUGGUUUUGGUAUCAAUAUCGCUAUGUUCUUGCAGGUCAAGUACACAUCUGCUCUUACCAAUACAAUCUGUGGCACAGCAAAGGCUUGUGUCCAGACUGUUCUCGCUGCCAUGAUUUUCAAGAAUGAGGUUUCGAGCUUGAACGCUCUUGGUAUCGCACUCGCCCUGUUCGGCUCCGGCUAUUACGGCUGGGUCCGAUACAAGGAAAGACAGGCUAAAUAA